AUGGCGUCUAGCACACCGUCUUUUGGAGCUCGACUCUACACAGGUAUCUCUGUGACUCUCCUCACCCUGUGGGUUACAACCGCCCUAGGCUUCACUGCCCUCGACAUCCUGAACACAAGCCGCAGCCUCGUGGAACCAAUCGCCUCCGUCAGCCUGUUAACCUAUCUGAUCUGCCGCUUGAUUGCAUUAUUGCAGCCCACCCAAAAUGAUUCCAUUGCGCACCUGCUCACCGCACCCCGCCACUCUCGUCGGGAGGCAUUCGCGAUGCUCCUGUUUUGCGGUACCUGGCUGUACGAACUGGUCUACAAAGCCAUGCUGAUGUUCUUCAUGACCAUAUUCGGUGGGGCUAUCGCCGCAGCUAUCUACAAUGAUGGAUUUGAGUCUACAACGGAACAACAAACUCAUCCAAGCGAUUCGGAUGUGGCUGGGUCUGCGUUGGCAGAGAUUGAUGAAUUCAAAGAGAUGGUGGGCAUUGACCCGGUUCAACUCUUUAAGCGGAUUCCUCCCCAAUUUUUGGUUUAUUUUGCAAUUUUUGCGUGGAUAAACUUUGGGUCUUUGACUCUUUAUGUCCUUCGGCUUGCGUGGAAGUCGGUGAAGGUUGUUUUGGGUUCGCCAUCGACUACUAUCUCCCGGGAGAAAACAAUAGGUUGA
This is a messenger RNA of Penicillium maclennaniae, 651 nucleotides long. RefSeq lists its product as uncharacterized. NCBI's taxonomy places the organism in Eukaryota, Fungi, Ascomycota, Eurotiomycetes, Eurotiales, Aspergillaceae. The transcript has a single exon. The record is from RefSeq and is a predicted model, not a curated record. The coding region runs from base 1 to 651 and encodes 216 amino acids.